Rangifer tarandus platyrhynchus (Svalbard reindeer) is the source of this 2613-nucleotide messenger RNA. The record is from the annotation of a GenBank genome assembly. NCBI's taxonomy places the organism in Eukaryota, Metazoa, Chordata, Mammalia, Artiodactyla, Cervidae.
AUGGCGGCGGACGUCGAGGGGGACGUGUACGUGCUGGUGGAGCAUCCCUUCGAGUACACUGGCAAGGACGGGCGCCGCGUCGCCAUCCAGCCCAACGAGCGCUACCGACUGCUGCGCCGCAGCACCGAGCACUGGUGGCACGUGCGGAGCGAGCCGGGCGGCCGCCCCUUCUACCUGCCGGCGCAAUACGUGCGCGAGCUGCCGGCCCUCGGCCACCCCGCGCCCGCCCCGCCGCCGCCCGCGCCCCUCCAGGGCCCCGCAGCUCCCGAACCGCUCGCCUACGACUAUCGCUUCGUGAGCGCGUCGGCGCCCGCCGAACCCGACGUCGCCCCAGCCGAGCCCCGGGGCCGCGCGGGCUCCCUGUGCGGCCGAGCUCGACCGGGCGCGGCCACCCAGCGUCGAAGCCUGGCGCCCGGCUCGCCAGCCUGCCUGUACACGCGGCCCGCGGCGCCCGUGAGGCCCGCGCAGUCCUUGGACGACUUGGCCCGCACCGCUGCGCCCCCUGCCGGCCUCCUCGGGAGCGGGGGCGGCUUCAAGGCCUGCAGCGUGGCCGGCUCGUGGGUGUGCCCGCGGCCCCUGGCGCGCAGCGACUCCGAGAACGUCUACGAGGCCAUCCGGGACGUGCGCGGCCCGCCGACGGAGCAGCGGCCGGAGCAGGUGGACGAGCCCCCGGAGCCCGUGUACGCGAACGUAGAGAGGCAGCCUCCGGCCACAUCGCCCUGCGCUGCCGCCGCCCCUCGCAGUGUGGGAGACUCGGUGUGGGAGACACACACGGACGCGGGCACCGGGCGCCCCUACUACUACAACCCGGAGACGGGCGUGACCACCUGGGAGUCGCCCUUCGAGGCUGCCGAGGGCGCCGCCAGUCCGGCCACGUCCCCGGCCUCAGUGGGCAGCCACGAGAGCCUCGAGACCGAGUGGGGCCAGUACUGGGAUGAGGAGAGCCGCAGGGUGUUCUUCUACAACCCGCUGACGGGCGAGACGGCUUGGGAGGACGAAUUCGAGGACCAGCCGGAGGACGAGCAGGAGAUGCAGCCGGGCCUGAGCCCUAGCAGCCCCAGGGACCAGAGGCCCCCCACCCCCGAGACGGACUACCCCGAUUUGCUGACCAGUUACCCAGAGGAAGACUAUUCCCCCGUGGGCUCCCUCAGUGAGCCCGGCCCCGCCUCUCCCUUUGUCACACCCCCAGGCUGGUCUCGCCAUGUGAGCCCAGAUGGGCAGACGGUGUACACCAACAACAUCACCGAAGAACAGUGGGUGAGGCUGGAGAACCAACAUGGGAAGCCUUACUUCUACAACCCAGAUGACACCUCCGUUCAGUGGGCUCUGCCCCAGGUCCCAGUCCCCGUCCCUGCCCCUCGAAACAUCCACAAAUCCAACCAGAACAGUGAGACCCCAGCCCAGGCCACCCCCCCAGAAGAGAAGAUCAAGACCCUGGACAAGGCAGGCGUGCUCCAUCGCACCAAGAUAGUGGACAAAGGAAAGCGGCUCCGGAAGAAGCACUGGAGCGCCUCCUGGACAGUGCUGGAGGGCGGAGUCCUGACUUUCUUCAAAGACUCGAAAAACUCAGCUGCCGGUGGCCUGAGGCAGCCUUCCAAGUUCUCCACCCCUGAGUUCACGGUGGACCUGAAGGGGGCCUCUCUCGCCUGGGCCCCCAAAGACAAAUCCAGCAAGAAGAAUGUGCUGGAGCUUCAGACCCGAGAUGGCUCAGAAUACCUGAUCCAGCAUGACUCGGAGGCCAUCAUCAGCACCUGGCACAGUGCCAUCAUCCAGGGCAUCCAGGAGAUGUCCGCAGACCUGCCUCCCGAGGAGGAAAGUGAGAGCAGCGGCGUGGACUUUGGGUCCAGUGAGCGCCUAGGAAGCUGGCGGGAGGAUGAGCCACGGCCUGGUGCAGCGCCGCCCACCCCGGGGCCCGGAGGCCUGGAGAGUGACAUCAGCAAGGUCCGGCAGAAGCUCCGCAAGUUCCUGCUGAGGCGGCCCACGCUGCAGUCGCUGCGGGAAAAGGGCUACAUCAAAGACCAGGUGUUCGGCUGUCCGCUGGCCGAGCUGUGUGAGCGCGAGAAGAGCCCAGUGCCGCGCUUCGUGCAACAGAGCAUCCGCGCCGUCGAGGCCCGGGGGCUGGACAUCGACGGUCUGUACCGCAUCAGUGGAAAUCUGGCCACCAUCCAGAAGCUGCGCUAUAAGGUGGACCACGAUGAACGUCUGGACCUGGAAGACGGGCGCUGGGAGGACGUUCAUGUUAUCACCGGCGCCCUGAAGCUCUUCUUUCGAGAGCUGCCCGAGCCCCUCUUCCCCUUCUCACACUUCCGGCAGUUCCUCGCGGCCAUCAAGCUGCAGGAUCCAGCCAAGCGUUUCCGCUGUGUGCGGGACCUGGUGCGUUCGCUGCCCGCCCCCAAUCACGACACGCUGCGGGCGCUCUUUCAGCAUCUGUGCCGGGUGAUCGAGCACGGAGAACGGAACCGCAUGUCCGUGCAGAACGUGGCCAUAGUCUUCGGGCCCACGCUGCUGCGGCCCGAGACGGAGGAAGCCAGCAUGCCCAUGACCAUGGUGUUCCAGAACCAGGUGGUAGAGCUCAUUCUACAGCAGUGCUCGGACAUCUUCCCGCCGCCCUGA